GGGGGAGGGGUCGAGGCUGGACGCUGCGACGUAACCCGGUGGAAGAGCAGAGAGGGCAGGAGGAUGCGCUCUGACCUCCCGGGGGAUCACGUGGGCUGACCGGAGGCAGGGGCGGAAAAGCUGGGUAAGUUCCUUCCGGGUCAUUGACUGAAGCGUCAACACCUGUGGGUAGCCGGUUCGUCUUCCCUGCGUCCUUGUCCCUGCCCCCCGGACGGGGCGGUUGUGGUUUCGUCGAUGAGCUCCCAGAAGGGCAACGUGUCUCGUUCCAGGCCUCAGAAGCACCAGAACACAUUUAGCUUCAGAAAUGACAAGUUUGAUAAGAGUGUUCAGACUAAGAAAAUUAAUGCAAAACUUCACGAUGGAGUAUGUCAGCGCUGCAAAGAAGUUCUUGAGUGGCGUGUAAAAUACAGCAAAUACAAACCAUUAUCAAAACCUAAAAAAUGUGUUAAAUGUUUACAAAAGACAGUGAAGGAUUCCUAUCACAUAAUGUGUAGACCAUGUGCCUAUGAACUUGAAGUUUGCGCAAAGUGUGGAAAGAAAGAAGAAAUUGUCAUACCAUGGAGAUUCCCUCUGUUGCUCAGCCUGGAGUGCAGUCGCGAGCUCAUGGCUACCACAGCCACCAUCUACUGGGCUCAGGUGAUUCUAUCACCUCAGCCUUCCAAGUAGCUGGAACUACAGGCACACACCACCAUACCUGGCUAAUUUUUUGAUUU
Messenger RNA from Carlito syrichta (Philippine tarsier), 713 nucleotides. RefSeq lists its product as uncharacterized. NCBI's taxonomy places the organism in Eukaryota, Metazoa, Chordata, Mammalia, Primates, Tarsiidae. The transcript is spliced from 5 exons. Bases 235 to 666 code for a protein of 143 amino acids. The record is from RefSeq and is a predicted model, not a curated record.